UCGUCUGUCUGUCCGUCUGUCUCGUCGUCUGCAGGUGCCCGCGGGGCGGAGAGGGGCGGCGGCGGGGGAGGCGUGUUUACGCCAGCGACGCCAAAGCCUUGGCUGUCAGCUGCUGGCCGUCGUCCGAGCCCUGAGGCUGCUGCUGGCGCUGAACGGGAACGGUCAACACCUCGGUCUGGUGCAGCUUGCCCAGCAGCAGAGCCAGGGCCGCGGUGGCGGCACUCGGUCAAGGACAUGCUCAUUCGCCGGCUCUACUCCGGGGCCAGGCCGUUGUGUCUGUGCUCGUGCCCCCAUUCGCACUCGCUGCGUGUCCUUCGGGCGGUCCCGACGAUCACGUCACCAACGUCGCAUUCCUCCCAGUGGUCUCCGUCUCCGUGUCACUCUCGCUCGCACUUCAGCGUUGACGCCACCCUUACUUCCAGUGCCAUGGGCCCCUCAGCGAGCCCUUAUUUCUGCCUCAAGGACUAUGACUGCGUCGGAUUCGACCUGGACAACACCCUGCUCAAGUACAACAUUGCGAACAUGGUCAAGCUCAGCUACGAGCUGCUCGCCCGGUUCCUUGUCGAACAGAAAGGUUAUGAUCCCUGUCACCUGCUCAAGCCUUUGAAUUUGGAUUUCCUGCAGAAAGGCUUGACGAUGGAUUAUGAGAAGGGAAAUGUGCUGCAGCUUUCGCCCGAUGGCUCUAUUCACCGAGCUUGUCAUGGCACCAAGUUGCUGCUGGACGCUGACAUUGAAGAAAUCUACGGAAAGGAUAAAGUGUAUCCGCUGGCUCAGGAGUACACGCAGAAUAUGUUGGACGCUUGGAAUGGUCCAAUAUCUGAAAAGAUACGAUCUGUUAUGGAUCAUUUUGAUGUAUCUGCAGCUCUUGCUUUCGCUCGGUGUGUUGACAACAUUGAUGCAAAAUCUGAAAACCCUCCAGCGGACUACAAUUUGUACAAUGAUAUUACAGACGGACUCAUUAAUAUGUAUCAAAGAGACAAUUUUGCCAACAAUACAGGUGGUUUCUUCUCUGCUCUAAAAGAAAAUCCUGAUAAAUAUUUGCACCGUUGCAGUAGUAAUGUUCGUAAGUGGCUAGAAAAAUUAAAAAGUGAUAAAAAAGUAUUUCUGGUAACUGGUUCAAACGAAGACUUUGCUUCAUUUACCGCUAAAUAUUGUUUUGGUGAAGACUGGAAGGAUCUUUUUGAUGUUGUUGUUUUUUUUGCCCGUAAACCUGGUUUCUUUACUGGACGGCGACCUUUCAUCUCUUUAGUCGAUGGGAAAGAGAGUGACAUUGUCCAGCCUGAAGAUGUUCAAUUAGGAAAAAUGUAUUCUCAGGGUAAUUGGCAAGACUUAUAUGAGCUCUUCAAAAAAGAGACUAACAAGAAAUUCCCAAAGUGUGUGUAUGUGGGUGACAAUGUUCUUCAGGAUGUAUUUGCUCCGGAUGAAUUUACUCGCUGUGAUGCUGUUGCCAUUAGUGACGAGAUGCGAGCAGAAGGGGUUGGUGACGCAAAGGAAUACAUUGAUGUCUUAUCGUCUAAUACCUGGGGGUCCUACUUCUAUCAGAAAGAGGAUAAUCCAUCAUUAUGGUGUGAUAUCAUUCGUAGGCAUGCUGCUAUAUGUGUGCCAAGUGUAGAUGUUCUUGCUGAGAGGCCAUUAGAUUUUCAAAUACAAACUUUCAAAUCUAUCUCUCCGGAUCCCUCACAACCUAUUGGCUUCUUCCCAAGUGCCCCCACAAAAUAGUUUUGAUCAUCUGAGAGGCAUCAUAAGCUCUUUCAUUAACUGACCCCUCCCAAUUAAAUUUAAAAAAAAAAAUGUUACCACUGUGAGAUUCAAGAAACUAGUUUGAUGUAAGUGUGAAAGUUUUUUGAAAUGUUUGCACAUAUUUUCUUGAGCUCUACCUCAUUUGCGAGCAAUAGAAUUUCUUAAAUUUGUUUCUCCGUUCUUUUUAUUUUAUAAAUUAUCGAUUUUGCCUGUUUUGUUUUCAGAAGAAAAAAGACACUUGGACAUGUGUUCAUUUUAAAGUGAUAAGAUGUUCCCCCUUAUUUUUUUUUAUUUUAUUAAGUAAGUAAACAGAGUUUUGAUUGUGAUACCCGAUUUGUACCAAUACCAAUAAAACCUUAUGGAAGGAAUGCCUGAA
Thrips palmi is the source of this 2116-nucleotide messenger RNA. RefSeq names its product 5'-nucleotidase domain-containing protein 1 (gene Nt5a). Gene Ontology annotation, molecular function: 5'-nucleotidase activity. Bases 235 to 1719 code for a protein of 494 amino acids. The transcript has a single exon. NCBI's taxonomy places the organism in Eukaryota, Metazoa, Arthropoda, Insecta, Thysanoptera, Thripidae. The record is from RefSeq and is a predicted model, not a curated record.